CUCUAUCCCUCACAUCCGAACCGAGUCCACGAAAAUCAGCGAGGCGGGGAAACCAAUUCCUCUUAUUUCUUUUUGCACUACACACACACACUUGCACACACCUACGGUAUUCUUGCGUGUCUCACUGCUUUUACGUGACCCCAGCAGCCAAGCUCGCGCCUAAUCGCAUUCACUCAUUUCAUACAUACGUACCAACCUAGGUACCUACGGUAUUCUGAGAUACAAACUUGUAACUGUUCACUCGCUCUUAUCUUUCGUCACACGCCCCCCCCACACACCCCGCCGGCGCCGAGCUCGGCUGUCGCCCGGUUCCCCCCGCCCGCUAUAGACAUGGACACCCCGCCGGCGCCAUACGGCACCCCCGUCUCCGCCGGCACCGACCCAGCGAUUAUGCAGGCGCUCUCGUCGUCGGCUCAUAUUCCUUCGUUCGAGUCACAUCCCUCGGCGGCCACGGGGCAGUCAUCAGCAGCAGCAGCCGCCGCCGCCGCCGCCGCCGCAGUAGCUGCCUCCACGACAGGAGCCGCCCAAAGCCGCCCCUGCGACAUCUGCCGCCAGCGCAAGACACGAUGCGUCCGCGAGGAGGGCCUCGACAAAUGUGUCAUGUGUUCAUUCCAUCGACAACCGUGCACGUACCUUCGCGGCCCGCUCCCGCGCAAGCGCCGGAAGGCUACCGAUCCCCCGGAACAGCGCCCGUCCACUAAUGGUUCCGCCUCAGCGCCCGCAGGUCCUCCACCCGCUCCCGUCCCGCUGGACCCUCAGGAAGAGAUAACACAACCCUCUCCCGAGUUGCUAGAGGCCCUUUCGCCUUCCCUCGCCGGCUCGGAACACGCCGCAACCUUUAACCAGCCCUCCCUGCUCGACGGCACUCUUGGUCUGCAUCUCAAGACCCAUUCCGAGUACGUUGGCAACACGAAUUACCGGGAGCCCUCCCUGCUGGACUUACACCGGCCUCAUGACCCGGCCGUCAGGUCCGUCCGCCGCCUUGAUGAAUCCACUGUCUUUCUCAUCCACCGCGACCGAGAAACUUCUUCAGAACCUCAGAGAAUAGCCGACCUCGACGCCAUAGAAAAGGUCGUCCACCCCCUCGGCUCGACACUUGUGAACCUCUACUUCCGCAUCGUCCACCCCAGCUUCCCGGUCCUCCACAAAAAAGUCUUCCUGGAGAAGUACGCCCGCUCCUAUCAUGAGUUCUCCCCGCCCCUAUUGGCCGCCGUCUACCUCCUGGCCCUAGACUGGUCUCUCUACGACCGCACCCUGGCAACCUCCUCGUGGCAACCCGACCAGGCCGCCUUGGAGGCCCUAGCCCUUCGCACCAUGAGCGAUGACAUGAAACGACCCAAGAUCUCGACCCUCCAGGCGGGUUUGCUUAUCCAGCAGCGCUUCCGGAACAAUACCUGGACCUUUAUCGCUCAGCUCAUCGCCCUGGCACAAGACCUCGGCAUUCACGUGGACUGCAGCGACUGGGCGAUCCCGGACUGGGAAAAAGGCCUCCGCCGCCGCCUCGCCUGGGCGCUUUUCAUGCAGGACAAGUGGGGAGCUCUCGUCCACGGCCGGCCGUCGCACAUCCGUCUCGACGAGGACUGGGACGUGCGGCCAUGCUGCGUCGAGGACUUCCCCGAGAACGCCGCGGACGAGGAACACGAUCCGGAGGGCAGCGCUGAGGUCGUUGUCGGUCGCGAACUGUUCCUGCGCCAGAUCAAGCUGUCUCUCAUACUCAGCGACGUGCUCAGCACAUUCUACACGGCCAAGGCUACCCGUCGCGGCGGCACCCUCGACCAGAUCGGCACCGUAGGCGUCGCCGAGCUCGCCAAGCCCAUCGUGAUGAUGCUGCGGGAGUGGUACGCCAAACUCCCGGAAGCCCUACAGCUGCAAGAGACGCGUCUCAAGAAGCUCUCAGCAAACGGCUCCCUCCACCUCGCCUACAUCUCCAUAGACCUGGCCCUCCACCGCUCUCUGGUUCGCAACAUCUCCUCCAGCGCGCCGCCGGAGCUCCGCGUCGCCAUCCGCGCGGGCGCUCGCGCCCGCCUGGCCUCCGCCUCAGGCAUCAUCGCCAACCUGCAGAUGGAGCACAUCCAGUCCUUCUGGGGCUUCGCCGCCUCGGCCCAGCUCGCCGGCAUCGGCUCGUUCGCGGGCCUCCUAUGGGCCACCUCAGACGACGACGCCGAGGCCAUGUACUACGCCGACCGCGUCGAGGAGUACCUCUGGAGCCUGAGAGUGCGCGCGCAGGCGGCGCCUUUCGUGAGGGAGGCGCUUCGAAUGCUCGAGUCGGACGUCAGUGGGCUGGACGCCGUGAGGGCUGCCGCCGAGGUCAAGAUGUAAGGUUCGAAAGGCCGUCCGUCACUGCCCCCAAGGGAACCGCCCGGGGUUGCGGUCAUGGUGCCAUGUGGAAUAAAAAUGUACAUGGUUUUAUUUUCGUUUUCUUUUUCUAUCUGGGGAAAGUUGGAUGGGCUUCAUUCAUGCGGCAAGCUUUUCGAAUCUUAGUUUCUGGGAUACCCGUACACAAUACCUUGUAUGAGAGGCUGACGG
Molecule: messenger RNA, 2526 nt
Organism: Colletotrichum navitas
Lineage: Eukaryota; Fungi; Ascomycota; Sordariomycetes; Glomerellales; Glomerellaceae
Product: fungal-specific transcription factor domain-containing protein
Exons: 3
Coding region: 331-2319 (662 amino acids)
Biological process (GO): DNA-templated transcription
Cellular component (GO): nucleus
Molecular function (GO): DNA-binding transcription factor activity, RNA polymerase II-specific; DNA binding; zinc ion binding
Source: RefSeq, a predicted model, not a curated record